AUGGAAAGAUGGCUGGAGCCCUCGUUGCAGAACAAGCCGAGUUUCGAGGAGGCAGGAUUGAUGCGUCACGGCGUGCUGGAGACGAUGGCGCCGUUGGGCACGCUGCCAAAGCCCAAAAGGGGCGGGCAGGACAACGUUCCGGCUUCUGCGGUGCGCAAGAUCAUCCUCAGGCCCUCGGGCGCAGGCAGUGCAGCCAAGGCGGCGGCGACGAAUGAUGCUGCUUCAUCUCCCUUGAGUACCACCGCUGCUGUGGCGGAUUUGCCCACCUCCACGGCCAACACCACCACAUCGACCACUGCCACCACGCCGUCUUCCACGUCUCCUUCUCCCAUCAUGGUCCCUCCCGCUUCCGCUCCUGCCACUGUGGCCCUGGAGCCCGCAUCAAAGACCACUAGCCCCCUAUCAACGUCGCGCAGGCAAGCGCGGAAGUCUCUAUCUCUACACAAGGAGGAGCUGGAUGAUGAUGAUUAUGAGCCUAGGAGGCCUCAUCGCAAACAAUCUACGAUACCAUCACUGCCCCCUAAAAAAGGGCGACCGCCUCUGACUCUUCGCCGAAGCUCUCACUCUCACGCCUCAGGCCCUCUCUCACCCGUGAAAGGCCGGCCAAAGAUGCAGCAAUCAAUCGAGACCCGAGGCAACGAGCUUGCUGAGAAGGUGGUGGAAGCGGCUGUGCAAGAGGCACUGGAUCAUCAUCGGUAUCCUACGGCUUGGGCUUUGAAAAAGCUCUACGAGGAAAAUGCCGGGGACGCUUCAUUUGUGACCAUGGUUGAGGAUGUCUUCACCCAGACUGCCGACGAAAACACGCUGCGAGAUUUUUCACGCCGCGUUAAGAGGAAGAAACGUGAAGGAAACACGGACAAACAAGCCUGUUACCGGUUUUUCCAGCUUACGACCAACAGCCACUUCACACCUCAGAAGGCUCUGCCUGCCCCAUAUGCACACCUCAUCCACCACGACGAAGAGGAGGACGAGCUUGAGCCCGAGCCCGAGCCUCGCGCAUCCAAGAAAAUCAAGGUGACUCAUUCCAAGGCAGCGAAAGCGACAGGCCGACGGUCGUCGUUGGCGUCGUCAGCAGCUGUCAACGGCAACAAGCUCAGGACACCGGGGUCGCGCCGGAGAGCAAGGCGAGGAUCUGGUUCAAGCGACUCAUCUCUAUCUUCGGCCAUCAGCCUCUCCUCACCCGAGGUGUCCCGUGCUUUGGCCAGCCCAACGCCAGGGCUCCGGAGAGCUCGAGCCAAGGCCAAAGGGCCAGAGGAAGAGGCCGUGGUGGCUCCCGCCACCACCAGCACAAUCAUCUCCACUACCGCCAAUUCCAACUCCGAACCCCCGUCACAGUCUAGUGGUGCCCCCAAGCCCCGGCCAAUCACCACACGGGGCAAAUCACUCGCCUCCAGCAAGCAUCAGCAGACGGCUGCGUCCAACACAUCGCGGCCAAACUCUCCCACACUUUCUUCCUCUGCACAUCGUCCCCAACGCAAAAAACGGGCUGCUGUUGAUGAUGCCAGUAUGCCGGGACGCCUCGCUCCAGAAGAGCCACCUGUCAGCAAAUCUUUUACUACGCCCUCCGCCAAGAACAGUCUUCAGGCGCAAAUGCUCGAUGGCUACGAGGACAGCUGGGAUCGCCGGCGGGAUGCUCAGAAGGUGACCAACAAUUACACGGCCGUUGAGAGUUCAAUCAGGGAGGCUGAAGAGGAGCAGCUGUCGACGCCUGCCAAGUCGACGCGGAGGUCGACGCGCCAGUCCCUCAACGCGCCCCCAAGCACCCGGGCGACUCGCUCGGCUCGCAAGAGAUCCAUCGAGGUCAGCGACAGGACUGCAUCCCCCGUGUCCGUCAUGAAUCACGGUGGUGAAGGAAGCUCAGUCUUCGGGUCGCGUGCUGUCACGCCGACAAACCUGCCGCCGGCCAAGAAGCAGAAGACUGGCCUUCGCGUGAAGCUAUCACCUAUCAAGAAAAAAGGAGGAACUGCUGCUGGUAUCCCUCGUCCACAGGGCGAAGGUCAAACAGGCGGUGCUCCGGGCGCUCAAAAGGAACAGGCUUCUGAUAAUGAUGAAUACUGCUCGGCCUGCGGGAAUGUGGGCGACGUGGUUUGCUGCGAUGGCUGCCCAAGGUCGUUCCACUUCGAGUGCGUCGAUAUGGAUCGCGAUGAAGACUUGCCAGCGGAGUGGUACUGCAAUGAGUGUCUGGUAAAGAAUUUCCCGUCGCGCGUCCCCGUGCACAAGGGAGUCUUUGGGGCCGCCCUGAACAGCUUGGAAAAGUGCAUUCCCCGCGCCUUCAGCCUACCUAAGAAGUUACAGAACCGAUUUGAAGGUGUACGCGCUGGAGCCGAUGGCGACUACGAGGAGGUGUCCAGCAACCGGGCGGCGCGGAAGAAGAACGCCGGCUACGAGGAGGCGCCCGAUUUCUUCAGGCAGCGGGAUGAUGGUGAGGCUGUUCUGUGCCACGACUGCCAGAAGCCUGCCACCGACAUACGCGCCAUCAUUCCCUGCAGUGUCUGUUCGCUCUACUGGCACACGGAUUGCCUGGACCCUCCUCUGGCUGUGCCACCUGUACUCAAGACAUGGCGCUGUCCAGCACACGCCGAUGAGUUGCUAGCUGAAGCCCCUCCCCUUGCGCCAGCACACCGUUUCCGCAGGAUCAAAGGCGCCCAUAUCAUCACGCCUGCUAUUGGCCGAGGCCUCAAAAAUAAUGGCCACAUUGAGAUUGACUGGAGCGAGGAGCCCGACCUGCCCGAUCAUUCUGGGUGGAAGGACUAUGCCUCCUUUGGUCGCACUUACAAAAUCCCUGCACAGGGUGUUGUCUUAGACUUUAUCGAAAGGAUGCAAAAACAGAAGCACGCCGUUACUACUUUGCAUGAAGACGAACCUCGGAGGACAGCGCCGUAUCUCACACCGCCUGUUGAGGAUCGCGAUCGACUGCCUCCGCCCAACAAGGUGUCUGAGCGAAGCGUUGAUGAGAUGCAGGCCUCGCUUAUCCUGACAAGUUUAUGUCAACCACCCGCCCAAGGUGUCGAUCAACUCACGUCUGCUCUUCUGGCGUCCGCCGAUUCAAACGUUGUCGCUUUGAUUGCUCAGGGCAACGCGGCCAACAUUGCUCGCGAGCAGCUGCAGUCAACAGAUAAACUCAGUCUGCAGACCCUUCUCGCACAGAUGGAGAACAUGUCAGCUACUAUUCGGCAAAUUCUGACUGGAGCAGACUCGACGAAUCUUGGAGCCUCCGCGAUCCAAAACAAGAAGGCUGCAGUCUCGAUCAAGCCCGAUCCUCUUCUCGUUGAACCAACGCCACCGUCUACCAUUGACCACACUGAGAGUGUGAUGGACCUAGAUUAA
Clonostachys solani is the source of this 3327-nucleotide messenger RNA. The record is from the annotation of a GenBank genome assembly. Lineage: Eukaryota; Fungi; Ascomycota; Sordariomycetes; Hypocreales; Bionectriaceae.